Cladophialophora immunda is the source of this 291-nucleotide messenger RNA. RefSeq lists its product as uncharacterized. Bases 1 to 291 code for a protein of 96 amino acids. Lineage: Eukaryota; Fungi; Ascomycota; Eurotiomycetes; Chaetothyriales; Herpotrichiellaceae. The transcript has a single exon. The record is from RefSeq and is a predicted model, not a curated record.
AUGGGCUCUGCACGAAGACCCAUACUUUACACCUCGUCCUUUCCGUCCUCAAGAUUCCCAAAGAAAUUCGCGUGCGACAGAGACAACAUAAUCUUCAUGAGCUUCAAGCUCGAAGCCAUAUCCCAACGGAAACUCAUUCAGGAGCGAAUGCGCGUGGAUCCAAGGUUGGACAGGAUCCUAGCGUACGAAUCUGUCUUCCAACGUAUUUUGACCACGGCAUCCGAGCUCGAAUACGACAACACAGCGUACUGCUGCUGCAUCGUCCGCAGAACAGAGCCAGAAAAAGGGUAG